Molecule: messenger RNA, 678 nt
Organism: Suillus discolor
Lineage: Eukaryota; Fungi; Basidiomycota; Agaricomycetes; Boletales; Suillaceae
Exons: 2
Coding region: 1-678 (225 amino acids)
Source: RefSeq, a predicted model, not a curated record
AUGGAAGACUUGCACGCUAUACCAAGGGUAGCGCAUACUGCAUUAGAACCAGAGGGACAACACAAAAAGGCCUAUAUGAGCCUCACUAAUGGUCCGGUUCUGGUUCGACUUUCCCGAACCUUCCCGAACCGUUCCUUGACUUCGAAUUCCCUCAACUUCGACUUCAAUAACGACGACGUCGGUGUCCAUGUCGACAUCAAAGCAUCGUCUUCGAGAUUUGCAUUAUUUGUUAAUCGGGCUACUGUUAGCCUUUUUGAAGACUGCUGCGCUCUGAACGCUGACGGCACCCUUAAGGAUGCUUCUGAAAUUACCUUCUUUAACGAUCCUGACGAUGAAGUACCAUUGCCCCAACCAUCCUCUUCCACUACAUCCGCAAAGGACACCUUCUCCAUUCUGCUCAAGGCUGGACGCACCCCAGCAACAGUUGCAGCUGGAUCUAGGCGCUCUGGCCGGCCCUCAAAACCGUCAGCUCGUAUUCGCGAUGUGGACAAUGCCUGCGGUCUGUCUUCGUCAACUAACCCAAGGAAACGUGCUUUAUCCAGCGCUACGGAUCAUCCACCACGCAAGAAAACUGCCAUGCGAAUCUUAUCUCCUCUUGACUCCGAAGAUGAAGAAAUACCCUCUACAUCCCCGCUUACAUCCUUGAUCAGUUACAUUCAAUGCAAUAUCCAACGCUAG